AUGCAUUGUUAAAUUAAGUCAAUGCAAAGAUAAUGAUUAAAAGAAGUAAUAGUGAUGAACAACUGCAUGUUGCAUAACACAGAGUCAAAGGCCAAAUGAACAGAGGCAAGUAUAGGGAGGGAACGAAUUGAACAAAUGCUGUGAACAAAGACACAGCCAAAAUAAAAAUUUAAAGGACAGAGAAGGAAAGAGAAAACAAUGGGAAAGACCUGCAGAUGUAAAAAUCUAGCUGCGUGUGCAGAGGAACCUUUGGACCCAAACAAAGCUGGAGGAAUAAAGAGUCUAGACGUGAAUUACAGGCCUUCAUUAUUGCUGAAUAUUCCAUUGGCACUGCAACAUGUGUUGGUACAGUCCUCUCUCUGUGUAUUAGUUGUGAGUAUGUUAAUCCAUGAAGUCCACAAAGAAAAAGUAGUGGCCCAUGUGCUCAUAAAUUCAGGCAUAUCCACACUCCUGCAGAGCUGGAUUGGAUCACGCUUACCAUUGAUCCAGGCUCCAUCUCUGGAUUUUCUGAUCCCUGCCAUGACCCUUAUUUCUGCUCAGACAGGGACUCAUGUAUCCUGCAGGGGGCAGUGUACUGAACCAGAAGAGACCGUGGCCCCAGCACACCCAAUAAGAGAGUUGAGAGGAAUGACUCUAGUUACAGGUAUGGUGCAGCUGGCUGUGGGUUUGACUGGUCUGGGUGGGUUUGCACUGGGACGGUGUGGGCCAUUAGUUUUGGCCCCGCUACUCUGCAUCCUGGGGUUUUCAAUCUACAGAGAGGCGGCCCUGCUUUGCUCUGACCAUUGGGGCAUGGCAGCACUGGCUGUUGUACUUUUGGUAAUCCUGUCUCAACACAUGCACUCCUUCCUGCGGAUGUCUUUGUUUCCGAUCUGCCGGAAGCUCUCUGUACUUCUCUCUGUGACGGUAACAUGGGCUGUUUGUGUUGCUUUGGUGAAGUGGGGAGGUGUUCAUCUUACCUCUCUGUCCCAGAUACUUUCAUCAGAGCAAAUUUUAAAUGACACAUUUAUUCGAUCCAUAAACACUUCACACCCAUCUGACAUGUCUUUCUCAAAUCAUCCUGUACCCUGGCUGGACUUCCCCCUACCCGCUUCAGCACUCCCCCUGCUGUCUGGUAAAAGCAUUGCAGCAGGAGUGGCUGGUGGCCUGUCUGCCAGUAUUAGCUCUUUAGCUGUGUAUGUGGUAGCAGCCCAGCUCCUGAAGACUUCUGUACCCCCAGCGCAUGCCUGUAACAGGGGACUGUGUGUGGAUGGAUUGGGAAGUGUGCUAGCAGGCCUGAUGGGGGCGCCAGUAGGUCUGUGCAGCAGUGUCCCUAAUGCAUGCAUUAUUGGGCUCAGCCAGUCUGGAUCUCGGAGCACAGUGCAGUUUGCUGGGGUGUUGUUGGUAAUUCUGGGUGUGUCUCCACAGCUGGCUCAGAUGUUUUGCUCCGUACCUCUGGCUAUCCAUGGUGCUGUGCUCAGUGUGGCCUACACACUUGCUAUAGCAACAGGCAUAACUUAUUUCCAACAUGCCAAUGUGGACUCAGGACGUAACAUAUUUAACAUUGGCUUUACUGUGUUCAUGUCAUUAGCACUGCCGCGCUGGUUUAGACUUCAUUCCAGUUUUAUCCAAACAGGUGCACCCAGUGUUGAUGUUUUUCUCCAGUGUCUUCUAACAUUACCCGUUUUCUUUGUUGGAGUUUUGGCUUUCUUUCUAGAGCACACGGUUUCAGGAACCCUAUCUGAGAGAGGUCUUGUGUGGCAUGAAGGCACAAAGAAGAUCAAGUCUCUCGCCGAUCAGCAGCAAGGAUACAGCCAUAGCCCAGAUUCAGUAUAUGAUCCACAUCCUCUCAUAAUAAAACUGAUGGAUUUGCCUGGAUUCAGAACUGUCCCCUUCUGUGCCUGCAGAAUAAAUCCUGUUGAAGAAGUGACUGUAACUGUACCGGAGAUGUCAAGCUUAUUAUCUGACAGGGAUGCUGGUGUUGGCACUUCUUGAUUUUUUGCAACUUUUUGUAUUUUAAUUUGUAUUUAAACACUCCUGGUUUGUUUGAUAUAUUGUACUGUUGUAUAAUGUUUGUAACUGGUAUAGCCUUUGAUCGAAUGGUUCUUCAAGGAACCAAACAUAGUUCUUCUGUGGCAUGUCUGUGAAGAAACUUUUAAGCACAUUUAUUGUUAGAGUGUUGAGUUAAGAAUGCUGGGUUGUUUUAACCCAUGGUUGGGUCAAAUAUGGACAUUUAUAGGUUAAAGGUCACCUAAUUUGGGAAGUUUACGUGUCGCCUGUGUGUAUACUUUACCAUGUAAGGAUAAAAAUCUGCCACUACAAACCUCAACAGUCUCAUAGGACAAGCUAUUCUGAGCAAACUGAAGUCACUUUGCAUAGGCCCCGCCCACAACCAUCUUAAUAUCAGAGUUAGGUCAUCAUUUCUCAAUGAAAUCUUUUUUACAUAAUACAUUACUGCACGUUCAUUAUAAACAACAAAUUAAGGUAGUUGUAUAGAAAAAUAAAAAAAAAUCAAUAAGCAGGGAAGCAGCAGCUCAUUUGCAUUUAAAGAGACACACACAAAAAACUGUGUUUUAAGUUUUGGGGACACCUGAGGCUAAUAUGCCACCUUGACAAAUUGCCUGUUAAAACUGUAAAUAGUGAAAGUUAGAUUAACCUAAAUUGGUAACACACUCUUAUUUCUGCUGGGUUAUUUUUAACCCAAUGCUGGGUAAAUAUUGGAGAGAACACAUGUUGGGUUACAAAUAAACCUAUGCUGGGAUGUCGUUAAACCAAACAUGAGUUUAAACAACACAGCAUUGCAUUACAUGACCCAUAGGUUUAUUUAUUAAAUCUUUCCCCACCAGCAUUUUUUUUUUAAUUUGCCAGUCAGCGCCAGCAUUUUUUAUGAUUUUCACAAAAGUUUAAUUCCUUCCAGAAAAUGUUCUUCUUUAAAUAUAAAAGCAUACAAUAUAUCAAAUGAAAGAACAUCUGCUUUCAAACAAAAAAACCCGUUUUUAUCCUAUCUUCAUUUGUUCUCUUUUUAUCACCUCACAAAUAUGGGUAGGUUUCUUCAAAAAUACCAAAUUUUGAGCAAAAAGCUGAAAUAAUUAUAUUUUUGUAAAGGACUUUUGUUAGAGAUCAGAUUCAGAGCGAUGAUCAAAACACACACAACUUUUACUGUUUUGAAUCAGUGGAUGCUCCAGUGUUUUAUAAGUUGUGUAAGAGCACCACCUAGUGGAUAAUGGUGGAAAUAUGGAUUGCCGUAAAAACCCGUCAUUGGCAGGGAAGCGUUUUCUGUUAAUUGAUGAGAUAACUUGUCAAUGGUGGGGAAAGAGUUAACCAAACAUGUGUUCUGUCCAAUAUUUACCCAGCAUUGGGGUAAAAAUAACCCAGCAGAAUUUAAAGUGUACCAAAAAAAUUUGCACUUUAAUUAAUAAUUUUACGUUGAAAAAGCUAACUUUCACUUUUUACAGUGUAGGUGACCUUUAAUUUAAAGGUGCAGUGUGUAAUUUUUAGAAGGAUCUUUUGACAGAAAUGCAAAAUAAUAUACAAAACUAUAUUAUCAGGGGUGUAUAAAGACCUUUCAUAAUGAACCGUUAUGUGUUUAUUACCUUAGAAUGAGACGUUUUUAUCUACAUAAACCGAGGGUACACGGAAGUCGCCAUUUUGUGCCACCAUGUUUCUAUAGAAGCCCUUAACGGACAAACUUUUUACUAAGUUGUCUCCAACGAUGAAAUGUUUGUCCGGUGGCGGCUACUGUAGCUUCUCUAUGUGUUUCAAAAGCGAGGGGUGAGCAGUGGACUGAGCCGUUGGUUGCAACCUCACCACUAGAUGCCGCUAAAAUGUACACACUGCACCUUUAACCGUUAAUUGAAUUAUUUAAUUCAAACCGUUGGGUUUGCCUAUAUUUUACCCAACCAUUAUUUGAAACAACCCAGUAUUUUCUAUAGACGUUUAAUUAAAAUACUACAAACAGAAUUGGUCCCACAAAAAAGACAAAGACACAUAUUU
Misgurnus anguillicaudatus (oriental weatherfish) is the source of this 3969-nucleotide messenger RNA. RefSeq names its product solute carrier family 23 member 3 (gene slc23a3). Gene Ontology annotation, biological process: transmembrane transport. Gene Ontology annotation, cellular component: membrane. Gene Ontology annotation, molecular function: transmembrane transporter activity. The record is from RefSeq and is a predicted model, not a curated record. NCBI's taxonomy places the organism in Eukaryota, Metazoa, Chordata, Actinopteri, Cypriniformes, Cobitidae.